UCAAAUGAGCUUAAAAUGCAGACUUUCUUGCGGUACAUUGGUGAUCCGGGCUUCCAAGUAGGCGUUAGUGAAGAUGUUGGAAUCCACCAAACGACCGUUUCCAGGACCGUUUGGGAAGUUUCUCGUUCAAUAGUAAAAAAGUCAUCCGAUUGGAUAAAGAUUCCUCAAACCGAACAGGAAAUGAACUUGGCAAAAACAGAAUGGCAAAGAAAAUUAAAGUUUCCAAAUGCAAUCGGAGCAUUGGAUUGCACUCAUGUACUAAUAUUAAAGCCAAGCAUCCAUGGGGACGAAUUCAUUAACAGAAAGGGAUUAGCAUCGUUUAUUGUUCAGGUUACAUGUAAUGCGAAUGAGAAGAUAACAAGCUUUGAUUGCAGAAGGGCAGGAUCCGUGCACGACUCGAGAAUUUGGAAAAAUUCCAUAGUUCGUGAACUUUUAGAUGAAAAUCCUGCAGGUGCAAUUUUGUUGGGCGAUGAGGGCUAUGCCAUUACUCCAUGGCUGAUGAUCCCAUAUCGUAAUACCACGAGCUUUUCGCAAAUGGAGUAUAACAAACUUCAUUGCAAAGAGCGGGUUAUAAUUGAGCGAGUGUUCGGUCAAGUAAAAAGGCGAUUUACAAUUUUGCAGUCGAAAAUUCGAAUAUCAACUAAUCGCAUACCUACAAUCAUAGCUGCGUGCUUCGUUUUACACAAUGUAGCGAAGUAUCUAAAAGAACCUGAUUUUGAUGAGCCAAAAGAGACCACCAAUUUUGAAACCGGCUUAGCCUUUCCGAUCCAUGAUCAAGCAAAUAGCACCAUAAGAAAAAGAGGUAUACUGAGAAGAAAUGAGAUUGCGCGCUACAUAAACUCCAUUUCGAAUUAAAUUUCACAUUUCUUAUUAUUGCAAUAUAUUAAUACUGGUUGUUUUCUUGAAAAUGAUUAUGUAUGUACAUAUGUAUGUAGUAUCAUAUAAAAAGAGAUUCACUUACGGCCCUUUUCUCAACUAACCUUUAAUUUAAAGCUCACUUUAUAUUUAAAGGUUGCUUUAAAAUAUAUAGCUAUGUCUGAAGUAAAGCAUUUGUAUAUCUGUUUUGACGUAUGUAUGUU
Rhagoletis zephyria (snowberry fruit fly) is the source of this 1079-nucleotide messenger RNA. Its product is annotated as putative nuclease HARBI1. Lineage: Eukaryota; Metazoa; Arthropoda; Insecta; Diptera; Tephritidae. The record is from RefSeq and is a predicted model, not a curated record.